Besnoitia besnoiti is the source of this 2148-nucleotide messenger RNA. RefSeq lists its product as uncharacterized. The record is from RefSeq and is a predicted model, not a curated record. Bases 1 to 2148 code for a protein of 715 amino acids. The transcript is spliced from 8 exons. Lineage: Eukaryota; Apicomplexa; Conoidasida; Eucoccidiorida; Sarcocystidae.
AUGGCGUCUCCGCUUGGGUGCAGCCUCUUCUGGGGAACUGCCAGAUCUUCGCUUUCGCCUUCUCUGGGUCGCCGAAUGCCGGUGGCCUUGCCGGCGCUUGCGACUUCGGCUCCUUCGUCGUUCGUCCGGACUCGGCUCCCGUCUCCUUCUCUUCAGUCUCCCCCGUCUGUGGGCGCCUCCGCUGCCGCCCUGUCUCUGCCGCGUGCGCGCCGACCCUCUGGCGCGUCAUUUCUCUCGUCAGCCUCCGAGGCGGCUCUCUCCUUCUCCCUGCUGCAGGACUCGGCGCCUCUCUCUCUGGAGGCUGUGUUGCAGAUCAUCGACUUCCGCCUGAAGGAGAAAAAGUUCGUCUCCUUCGCACACGAAUGCGAGCCUGGUCAUCCCGCCGCGAGCGUCGGGUUGACGCCAGGCGAGUUCGUCGUCGCACUGAACCGCGUCGCGGCGGCAGCUCGCUUGAGCGAGGCCGCAAACCUGAGAGAAGGCCGCGCACACGCGCGAGGCGAAGAGACCGUUUGGCGCGACGUCCGCUUUCAAAAGUUCCUCGGACGACUGAAGCGCAGAGUCCUCGCCUUCCAACCGGCCGAGCUCUACCGCGCGCUGCUAGCCUUCAGCCGGCUCAAGCACUGCCCAGAGGACCUCCUCGUGUCAAUUCUUCGUCUGCUCGAAACUUCCACCUGGGCCUGCCCCGCAGAGAGCGACGCGGCGGCGGCCUCAGGCCGCCAGCCCGACGGCCUCGGUGCGCUCUCGCCUCUGCAGCUGUCUCAUCUCCCGCUUCUCCUCUGCUCGCUCUCUGAAGGCGCGCCGCGCGUCGCUCUGCACAGCUUCCUGCAGGCCUACGCGCGCUUCCUCGCGGCGGGGGCACGCGUGUCUCCGCCCGCCCCGAGUGCGACCGCGCCGCAGGGCGAGAGCGCGGCCUUGGAGUCCGCGCCCGCCUCAGCGGCGCCUGAGCAGCCCGCCUGCGCGGCGGACGGCUUCUCGCUACAGGAGCUGAGCUUUGUGGCUCUCGGCUUGUCCACCCUCGGGUUUCGCGACCUGCCCCUCCUGCAUUUGCUUGCGGGGGCGCUCCAGAGGGAGAUUCGGGCGACGGGCGCCUCGGCGCGGGCGUGCGGCGCCGUCGGCGCGCCCGCAGACUCGCUGAGAGACGCCUCGCGGAGCAUCGCCCUUGCGACGUCUCUGCUGAGCUUUGCGACGCUCGGUGUCAACAGUCCGCGACUCUAUCAGGAGCUCCUCGGCGCCCUCAGAGGUAGUCUCCACACGCUGCCGCCUGCGCAGCUCGCAAACGUCACGCUUGCGCUGGCGACGCUCACGCGCGACAGCGGAGGUCUCUUUCCAUUCGCCUUCCUCGCCGACUUGGAGGCGACACUCGAGGCCCAAUGCGCGGUAAUGGACGGCGAAGACGCGCUGACUGCGGCGUGGGCGGGCUGUGCGCUGAGUCUGCAUCAAGGGAACCCGACUCUCUUCCGGCGUCUGCUCGAUCACAGCGCGCUCCUCUUGGCGCCCGCAGCGCAAGAUAGAGAGGGAGAUGAGGCCGCCGAGACGCUUUCAAGACAGCAAAAAAGGCAGCUGACGCAAAUUCGUCUCGAUCUCCUCCUCGAUGCCUCAACGAAAACUCGAGAUCUGUGCCAAGACUUGAAGGAAGGCGAGACGUGGGAGUGGCUCUUGAGCUCGAACCGCGACGGCGGCGAGACUGAAGAGACCUUUGAGGAAGAGGACGAAGAGGAGGGGAUCGUCGCGCUGCCGCCCGCGGCGCGAGACGCCGAGGAAGAAGUUUUUCAGCUGCUCACGAGUCACCCCGAGGCCAAGCAGCUUCUUCUUCGAGCGGCGAGCGGCGAGAGCGCUUCGCCGCAGGGAGAGGCUGCCGACGCGGGCGACGAGGAGGCUUCUGUGGAGCGAAACAGCGUCGCCUGCGAGUUUUACCGCAUUCCGGUCUCGAUCUGUCGCGGCGGCGAACGCGGCGGCGUGGCGGUCGUCGUGGAUUUUUCUACUUUUCCAGAUCUCGCGGAGCCCUCAGAUCUCUUUCUGGCGCUCAAGUACCGGCACAUGCGCCUCCAAGGAUACACGCUCGUUGACGUGCGGCUGACCGACUGGCAACAACUUGAGGGCGACGACGCGCGUGUCGCGUACCUCCUCUCGCGCCUCACGACAUACUGA